Molecule: messenger RNA, 813 nt
Organism: Rhizophagus irregularis DAOM 181602=DAOM 197198
Lineage: Eukaryota; Fungi; Glomeromycota; Glomeromycetes; Glomerales; Glomeraceae
Product: 60S ribosomal protein uL13
Biological process (GO): translation; negative regulation of translation
Cellular component (GO): cytosolic large ribosomal subunit; ribosome
Molecular function (GO): mRNA binding; structural constituent of ribosome
Source: RefSeq, a predicted model, not a curated record
UCCUCUUUUCUUAAUAAAAAAAAACAAUAGUUCCCCUUUCAAAUAAUAGUGUCUGCCAAUAUGAGCACUUUUGAGAAGGUGGUUGUUGUUGACGGUAAAGGUCACUUAAUCGGACGGUUGGCAUCCAUUGUAGCAAAACAGAUAUUAACUGGACAAAAAGUUGUUAUUGUUCGUGCUGAGGAAUUAAAUGUAUCAGGAUCUUUUUUCCGAAAUAAGAUCAAGUAUCAUGAUUACCUUCGUAAACGUAUGAUUGUCAACCCUGCACGUGGUCCUUUCCACUUUCGUGCACCUUCCAAGCUCUUUUACAAAACUAUACGUGGCAUGAUUCCACAUAAGACUGCGCGUGGUGCAGAAGCCUUGAAACGUCUCAAGAUUUUUGAAGGAAUACCACCUCCAUAUGAUAAGAAAAAGCGUAUGGUUGUUCCUGACGCUUUGAGAGUUUUGCGAUUGAAACCUGGUCGUAAAUAUACUACAAUCUCACGUCUUUCUAAUGAAGUUGGCUGGAAAUAUGGAGAAGUUGUUAAGAAACUUGAAGAAAAACGUAAAGUUAAAAGUAAAGAAUUUUAUGAGCGUAAAAAGAAAUUGGAAAAAAUUAAGAAUCAGGCUUUCAAGAAUAAGGCAGGAGAUUUAUCAACUAUUAAACAAGGGAUUUCUGCUUUUGGUUAUUGAAUUUAUAAAUAAACAGCUGAGAACUGAGAGAAAAAGAUAUCUAAUAUAUAUUAAAUUUUUAAAUUUGUAAAAAAAACCUCAAUUUUUUUAAAAAAUUAUGCUCUUAUGAUCUUUAUGAUCUUUGCAUGUAAACCUUUAUAUUAC